CGGCCAUGGCAUUCCGAUUGGUGUUGACUCCUUAUCCCCCAACGGAAACGAGUUAAAUGGUGAUGAUGGUUCUUAUUUGAGUUCCGGUAUUAGCAAUGGUAAUAACAUGGUGUAUCCUCCACCGCACAUGCAAGGACAAGUUGAGUAUCAAGGCGGAUACAUGGGUGGAAGUACUCCUGAUAUGAACAUGAACUCUGGAAUGGGUCUAAUUAAUGGCAACUCCAAUAGCAGUGUCAAUGUUAGUAAUGGUGCUCCUUCGAGAACUGUGUACUUGGGAAAUAUACCUAAUGACAUUGAGCCUCGUGAGUUAUUGGACUACGUCAGAUCAGGGAUUUUGGAGCUGGUGAAGAUUUUGCCCAAUAAAAAUUGUGCUUUCAUAUCGUUUGUUGACCACCAAAGUGCUUUGUUAUUUCACUCCGAUUGUAUUUUGAAGAAGUUGAGCAUCAAAGGUCAUGAUAUUAAGAUUGGUUGGGGUAAGAAUACCCCGAUUUUGCCUGCAGUGUUGGAAAGCAUACAAAGAGACGGUGCCACCAGAAACGUCUAUUUGGGUAAUUUGAGUAACCCAAUCACAGGAGAAAUGAUUACCGAAGAAGAAUUAAGAGCAGACUUGGCCAUCUAUGGAGUCAUUGAUAGUAUCAAGAUAAUAGCUGACAAAGGAAUUGCCUUUAUCCAUUUCUUAUCGAUUUUGUCGGCCAUAAGAUGUGUGGCGAACUUACCAUUAAAGGAAAAGUAUUUGGAAAAGAAAUGCUUCUAUGGUAAAGAUAGAUGUGCUUUCAUCACCAAGACUCAGCAACAUAAUGCGGCCCAAUACUUAGGUUUGGCCCCAGGGAUGGAACACAUUGUAACGGCUGCUGACAGGGAGUUUAUAUCUUCUGCAUUAGUUCAACAAUCUGCUGCUGCUGCUCAGAUUGCCACUCAUGCUGGUGGAGCCAAUAAUUUGGGUAACAGAACCGUUUACCUCGGAAACUUACACCAAGAGUCUUCCAUUGAAGAAGUUUGUAAUGUUGUCAGAGGUGGGUUGUUACAGAGUAUCCGGUACUUGAAGGAACGCCAUGUUUGUUUUAUUACCUUUAUUGAUCCAAUUGCGGCUGCCCAGUUUUUUGCCAUGUGCCAAUUACAUGGAUUAACAAUCCAUAAUAGAAGAAUUAAAGUUGGUUGGGGAAAACACUCUGGACCAUUAUCAAAUGCGUUAAGCUUGGCAGUAUCUAAUGGUGCUAGUAGAAACAUUUAUGUUGGUAACAUUAUUGACUUCCAUUACUACAACCAAGAAAAGUUGAGGACUGAUUUCUCGAAAUUUGGUGAUAUUGAACAAAUCAACUAUUUGGAAGAGAAGAACUGUGCUUUCAUUAACUUCGUCAACAUUUCAAACGCUAUAAAAGCUAUCGAUGGAAUAAAGUCUUUUGAUGAUUAUAAGAGCUUGAAAAUCAACUUCGGUAAAGACAGAUGUGGAAACCUUCCAAGACAAUUCCAACAGUCGAACAUGCAAUUCAACCAGUUGAGUCAAUUGCAAUUGAAUUUGAACGAACAGUACUUGGAGCAAAGUAAGCGUAAAAGUCAAAGUAACAGUUUGAGUUCCAAGAUGACACCACCAUCGACUUCCGAGUCACACUCAAGACCUGCCAACACCCCCAGUCCAAGCCCUCUUCCUCGGUCAGUAAGCAACCAUGAUGAUUAAGAGAGUAAUGGUUUACGAUUAUCACAGACAGAAGUAUUAAUAAAACAGAACAAUCCAGUUGUCAAAGUGCAGCGGAUACAUACGAUUAUUGCAUAAAUUGUAAACUAAAAUAUAUAUUUCGUGAUAGUUUUCUUACAUUUUGGGUAGAAUGUUGAUGAUAAUUGACAUGAUUAAAAAUAAUACCACCACCGCAGCCAUGGUCUUUAUCAAAAACCAAAACGAGAUCUUUCCUCCAGACUUGUUUAAAACAUAACUGGUGAGAUUGCUACCCACAGUGUUCAUCAAACUAUCGUUCUUCAUCAUAUUGUCUUGAGUCCUAGAAAGCAAUACAUUGUCAUCCAUUAUUUUUUUUGACAAUCUGAUAGCACCAUCUUUCAUAUCAGACACCAUAUCCGAAAGAUCAUGGAUCAAGUCUUGCUGUAGGGUCUCAUGGUAGUCGUUCGUCAAACUCGACCUGUUAUUUUCAAGAAGCCUUUUACGAAGUUCAUUAACAUCGUUAUUCCUUACACCUGUACUAUAAGUUGAAGGGCUAAGGUUUGACCUGGGGUCAGAAUGGUCAUCAAUAACAACUUGUGAUGGAUGUGUAGCUGCUAUACUUUGCCGUUUCAUUUGCGCCAACUUCUUGGUGUUCUUAUGCUUUAAAGUAUCGAGAUUAUGUAUCAAUUCUAUUAGCUUGUCAUUAAUAGUAUCAUAAAGCUUGUUGCUUUUAUACUUGUUCAAGUUCAACUUUAUUGGUAUCAAGUCAUUGGAUAUCUUAUCUAGCAUGAGCUUUACCAAAACAGGGUUGUUGGGAGUCGACGAGACUUCUAGAAGAUACUCAUCGACGAUGUGUUCCAUAGACCGGAUCAUUGAGGAAUACAAACUUGUACACAAAAAUGCGGUGAGGUUUGUGUAGUGCACCAGAAUAAAGAGAUGAUAGAGUUGAAAAAUAGGUAUAAAAAACGACGUACACUUUACACUCGGUAAGAGUUGAUCUUCAUAAACAUCUAACUGAAUGCGUGUAAUGAAUUCUUUCUAAGCCAAGAGAGGAAUGAUACUAAUUACGUGAAUUGAUACGGUUUACUUGGAAAUGACAUGUCUGCCUAACUACUAUCAAACAACGAUCUAUCAAGUUCUAAUCGUGGUUAGCGAAAAAGGCAAUAUAUUUCUUGAAAAACCCUACCAGUUGAACCAUUCACAAGCACAAAGCUUCUUGGUCCAGAGUUUGGUAAAGUUGUCCUUAAUGAAAACUUUUCACCAUCACUCACGAAAAUAUAUUGCAGGCGAGCGUGUAAAGACCUUGAAGAUUUCAAUUUGAUAUAAUUAAUGGCUAGUCCUGAAAUAGCCUUCAUUUUGACAGAAUUAUCCAAGUGACUAUGUAAUCCCGUUUUCAAGCACCCUUAAUUCAUAAUUAAAUCAAAUAUAUUAAAGAUGUGCAUUUCAAUUUCUCUACGUUAAAAAUCUUCAGAAA
Molecule: messenger RNA, 3125 nt
Organism: Yamadazyma tenuis ATCC 10573
Lineage: Eukaryota; Fungi; Ascomycota; Pichiomycetes; Serinales; Debaryomycetaceae
Gene: MRN1
Biological process (GO): mRNA splicing, via spliceosome
Cellular component (GO): cytoplasmic stress granule
Molecular function (GO): mRNA binding
Source: RefSeq, a predicted model, not a curated record